Didymella exigua CBS 183.55 is the source of this 579-nucleotide messenger RNA. RefSeq lists its product as uncharacterized. The record is from RefSeq and is a predicted model, not a curated record. Bases 1 to 579 code for a protein of 192 amino acids. NCBI's taxonomy places the organism in Eukaryota, Fungi, Ascomycota, Dothideomycetes, Pleosporales, Didymellaceae. The transcript has a single exon.
AUGAAUCUCGCAGAUGGAGAAGUGCCGCGGGUGACUGUCCAUCAACUGCAUAAGCAGCUUGCGGAGACGCUGGACCUGCCUGUCCUUAGGACGCCUGGGAUUGAUUCUGGCGAGCUUGCUGGCAAGAUGUACAGAGGCUUCUAUGGACUACCUUUCGAGAGGCAGCACCAAGUGCUGCGACAGGCUUUCCGGGGCCCUUAUGUCGAUCCUGAGAUCCGAAUAUGGAUGCACCGAAAUGGAGUCUCGCCGCAUGGGGUUUGUUCGUUGGUUCGAGGGCAGAGAGUGUUCAUUGAGGAUGACAGAGAUCGAUGCCCUCUCAUCGACUUCGAUCACUGGGCGGGCGUGAACGAGAAGCUCCGGAGGCAGGGUGCAGUACUGCCUUGCGACUUCGAGACCGGGAUAUACCGACCAAACGCUGUCAAUACCUCGUAUCGAUCUCAAAUUGACGACGGUCUCGAGUAUGCGGAUAAACCAAAGCGCGAAGCCGUAGGUCUUCUUGCGGCCUGCGCUGAGCUUGUCAGAACUGAUUUGGCGACUUUUGGCAACUACUUCUUCGCUGGACAACCAGGACGCCUGUGA